Thunnus maccoyii (southern bluefin tuna) is the source of this 1593-nucleotide messenger RNA. Its product is annotated as transmembrane protease serine 2-like. Gene Ontology annotation, biological process: proteolysis. The transcript has 8 exons. Gene Ontology annotation, molecular function: serine-type endopeptidase activity. Bases 1 to 921 code for a protein of 306 amino acids. Lineage: Eukaryota; Metazoa; Chordata; Actinopteri; Scombriformes; Scombridae. The record is from RefSeq and is a predicted model, not a curated record.
AUGUGGUUUGACAGGAGCACAUAUUUUAAAUCAGGCCAGCAGGAGGCUGAUUCUAGUGAUGGAUUCUUGAUGGUGAAGUCUGAUUUCAACCCUGAGGCUCCCAUAUUGCAACAAGUGAUCCUCAGUAAAACCUGCCCCAACAACAGAGUGGUGACAUUGCGAUGUACUGAUUGUGGAAGUGGGGUGAACUCCAGCAGGGCCUCCAGGGGCCAGCUGGCCUCCCCCGGGGCCUGGCCGUGGCAGGUCAGCCUGCAGGUUGCGGGCUCCCACCACUGUGGAGGAGCAAUCAUUUCCCCCCACUGGAUAGUCACUGCAGCGCACUGUGUGGCCAAGGCCUCCAGCCCCGGAGACUGGGCAGUGUAUGCUGGGAUUGUGGAUCCAUUGGACACUCUGUUUAACCCUGCUUACUCUGUGAGCCACAUUAUAGCCCACGAAGGAUACAAUGGCCUCACUCGAAGGAAUGACAUUGCUCUGAUGAGGCUCUCCAAACCUGUGGACAAGACAGCCUCCAGUAAUAGUGGACCAGUGUGCCUCCCAAAUGUUGGUCUAAACAUCACCGCUCCUCAAAAGUGCUGGAUAUCACGAUUUGGUCGCACGGUGAAUGGAGAUUCUGGCUCUCCACACCUGAUGGAGGCUCAGGUCUCACUCAUAGAUACUUCAGACUGCAACAGCUCCAUCGCCUACAAUGGCAGGAUAUCACAGGACAUGCUCUGCACCAGAGAGAUGGGGGCAGGAUCAGACACAUGCCACACUGACAGUGGCAGCCCUCUGGUGUCCCUGAAGGAUGGAGUAUGGUGGCUUGUUGGGGACAGUAUUUGGGGAGAACACUGUGCUGAGCAGAACAAACCAGGUGUUUAUGGCAACGUCACCCAUUUCUUGGACUGGAUCCACCGUCAGAUGAAGAAACAUCAAGAUGAGUGAUGACGGGACCAAAGAUGAAAUGUCUGAGAUGUUGGUGUUUACAAUUUUUUGUAGCAUGCAGAUACUUUUUUUAUAUCACUGUCUCAAUAUUAUACUGUAUGUAUCACUAACAUAACUUAUUUCAUAAAUACUUUUCUAUGUAUUACAGUUUUAUUUUUGUGUAUUUGAGAUACAGAAGGUCUUUAAUUAGCCUGAAUAAUUUUGACUGAAAAUGUCCAUUUAAUUAAAAGUUAUAAAAUGAACCAUUAAAUGGAGUUGUGCCAUGUCUCAACACAAGAUGUCACUCACAAACCACAUCAAGCUUGAAGCACAACAAUUUCACAGGAUGUUUCGGUCCUGAGUAACCAUUAUAUCUUUGAUUUGGUCACAAGUUAUUUUAUUUACAACACAAGUACAAUUUUGGAACAGAAAAAUACACUUUUAAAUAAGUGAACAUUCAAAGAUUCAAGUGUACCUUCAAUUUGACGACUUAAAAUUUUGGCAGGUUGAGAUAUUAGUGCAGUUUGAGUUGUAUCACAAGAACAGAAUCAAACAGCACACAUUUCUCCUUCAGACUGUGCAGCACAGCCUCAGCAGAGGACCAUGCUUCACGCACUGUAUCAUUGACUUUUACAUAUAAAGCUGUCGCUCGUCUCAAGAGACAGUAAAAUGGCAUUUAGCACAUUUUUAUUG